CUGCGGCGAAUAUCUUCAGAAUUACACUGCAAUCGCCGGCGGCUAUGUCCUCAACGAGGAUGCUACUUCCGACUGUAACUUUUGCCAAAUCAGGGACACCAACGUGUUCCUGAGCAGCAUCAGCUCCAACUACGAUAAUAGGUGGAGGGACUGGGGAAUCGGCAUGGCUUUUAUCGUCUUCAACAUUGCUGCCUCUUUGGCACUCUACUGGCUUGUUCGUAUGCCAAAGGGGAAGAAGAUGAAGAAGACGAAAAAGGAGUAG
Parascedosporium putredinis is the source of this 262-nucleotide messenger RNA. NCBI's taxonomy places the organism in Eukaryota, Fungi, Ascomycota, Sordariomycetes, Microascales, Microascaceae. The record is from the annotation of a GenBank genome assembly.